Cricetulus griseus (Chinese hamster) is the source of this 2184-nucleotide messenger RNA. NCBI's taxonomy places the organism in Eukaryota, Metazoa, Chordata, Mammalia, Rodentia, Cricetidae. The record is from RefSeq and is a predicted model, not a curated record.
CCAUUCAACAAGGAUUUGAUUAUGGAGCAAGGAAGGGAGGCCUGCUACUCCUGUGAGGAGUCUUUCAUGACUGACUAUAAGAUGAUGAUGACUGUGGGUCAUGGACAUUUUUCUGAGGUAAAACUGGCCUUCCAUGUUCCUACUGUAACCUGUGUGGCUGUAAAAGUUCUUCAAAUGAAGAAGAAGAAUGCCUCGCUUGUUGCCAAUGAAGUCAGCAUCAUGAAAUCUCUCCAGCAUCCAAACAUCAUUAAGUUGUUUCAGGUGGUCCAAUCAAGAGACACCACCUACUUAGUAAUGGAGCACGCAUCAGAGGGAGAUCUUCUUCGGCACAUUCUGGAACUGGGGUUCUUACAGGAGAGUGAGGCACGAAGGCUAUUUACACAGAUUCUCCUUGCCAUGCAGUACUGCCAUGAAAACCAUAUUGUCCAUAGAGACAUUAAGGCCAAUAACAUACUACUCGACUGCAGGGGUAACGCCAAGUUAUGUGAUUUUGGCCUUGCUAGUAAAAUGACCCCAGGGCAGAAGCUGAGUGAUAUCUGUGGCACGCGCCCGGAAAUCUUUGUAGAGAAGCCCUAUGAUGGCUGUGCCAGUGUUUGGAGUUUAGGUGUGCUUCUCUUCCUCAUGGUGGUCGGGCACUUUCCCUUCCGGGCUAGCUCUUCUGAAGGUCUGAGGCAUCAGAUCCUGCCUGCAAACUUCAAAAUACCUCAGCAUGUUUCCAUAGAUAUUUUCAAUGUCAUCGUCGAAAUGCUGAUGAUCAACCCGGAUAGGAGGCCCACCAUUGACCAAAUCAUGACGCGCCCCAUGAUCAGGGACAGCAAGGCACAUUCACCACCUAUGUCCACACAGAAAUGCCCUUGCACUGUGAACCCUGGCAUUGUCAGCACCAUGACAGUCAUGGGGUAUAAGUCUGAGGAAAUCAUUGAUUCUCUGAGAGACGAAACCUACAACCAGGUAAUGGCAACUUACCUGAUUCUCCAACACCAGUCUCCUGCGGGAGACUGUGGCCAUCAGCAAGUGGAAACCAUGCAGCCAGGCCAUGUCCUCAACCUUGCAGAUCUUCACACCUUCCCUGUGCCCCUAAGGAGAGCUACUGAGCCUGCUACCCUGAACUUCACCUUGCCAUCUAAGCCCCAGGAGAAGGAAGAAAGGAAGAAUGCCAGGCAGGAUGCCAUAAGGCAUAGCAUGCCUGCCACCCUGUUCUGCAAGUCAGAGAAGACCUACCAUUCCCACUUAGUCUACCAAAACAAUCAUCGAGCUCUUUUCCUCAUGUACAGCAGCGAGGAUAUGAGUGAGAUUUUCUCUGAUUCCACGAUCGGGACGAGUGGCAGCCUGAUGUCCAGUGUCCAGCCAUCUCUCUUAAUGUACACUGCUUCUUCCAGGCCAGACCACAAUGAAACCACACAUGACACAGACAACAUAUCUUCCCUCAGUUACCAAGAGGAACUAUGGAGCUCCAUGGAGAUAGCUCAGAGUGUCACCUCCACGGGCUCCUUCUCUGGGGAUAUAUUUCAGGUAGACACCAGCAAACAAGAAGAAGACAUUAAUGAGGAAGUGAAUAUCACACAGGAAGAGGCCAUGAAUGAGAAAGAUACCAUCACACAAGAAACAACCAUAACCCAGGAAGAGUCCAUCACAGAGGAAGUGACCAUAACCCAGGGAGAAGACAUCUCAGAGGAAGCAACAAUAACCCAGGAAGUGUCUGUAACAAAGGAGGUGACCAUAACCAAGGAAGAAGCCAUAACACAUGAACUAACCAUAAUCCAGGAAGAGGACAUGGCACAUGAAGUGACCAUGACUCUGGAGGAGACCAGGACAAAGGAAGUGACCAUGGCCGAUGGAGUGAGCAUGACUCAGACUGAGUCCAUCACAGAGGAAGAGACCCUCAUGGAGCAUGAAGACAUCAUUCGGGAAGCAACCAUCACUCUGGAAGUGACAAUGGCCCAGUUAGUGACCCUGACUCAGGAAUGCACCAUAACACAGGAGGAGGCCAUCACCCAUGGCCAGCCUGAGGAUUCUGGUCCAGCUUCCUCAGGAAACAGGAGGCGCCCCAGCUGGAAGGGGGUCAAGAAAAUAAUGGUGAACUUCCUCAGACACCUGUGCUGCUGCCUGCCACCUGCCAAGAGACGACUCCUGCAGGACCCUGACUCCAAAGAAGCAGGUUCCUGCAGUCACCCACAGAACCAG